This is a messenger RNA of Canis lupus familiaris (dog), 1036 nucleotides long. RefSeq names its product hippocalcin (gene HPCA). The record is from RefSeq and is a predicted model, not a curated record. The coding region runs from base 255 to 836 and encodes 193 amino acids. Lineage: Eukaryota; Metazoa; Chordata; Mammalia; Carnivora; Canidae. The transcript has 4 exons. Gene Ontology annotation, molecular function: calcium ion binding.
GAUCCCGGGCGGUAGGCAGGAGAUGGGGGCGGGGCUCUCUAAGGCCGAGGUAGGGUAGGGGGCGUGUCUUUCCCCCGAAGACCUCCGGGACCGGAGGAGUGGGCGCUGCCCCUCGCGGAAGAGCCUCCUGCUCAAUUAGUUCCCGAGUUGAGGCGCGGGGGCAGGGAAGGUGCCUAUCCAACCGCCCAGGCUCCGGAUUCCGCCCGCGGAGCGACGUGCAGCUCCGCGCACAGGUGGGACUUGGCUUGGUGGCCAUGGGCAAGCAGAACAGCAAGCUGCGGCCGGAGAUGCUGCAGGACCUGCGGGAGAACACGGAGUUCUCGGAGCUGGAGCUUCAGGAGUGGUACAAGGGCUUCCUCAAGGACUGUCCCACGGGCAUCCUCAACGUGGACGAGUUCAAGAAGAUCUACGCCAACUUCUUCCCCUAUGGUGAUGCCUCUAAAUUUGCUGAGCACGUCUUCCGUACGUUCGACACCAACAGCGAUGGCACCAUUGACUUCCGGGAGUUCAUCAUCGCGCUGAGUGUGACCUCACGUGGCCGCCUGGAGCAGAAGCUCAUGUGGGCCUUCAGCAUGUAUGACCUGGAUGGCAACGGCUACAUCAGCCGCGAGGAGAUGCUCGAGAUUGUGCAGGCCAUUUACAAGAUGGUUUCGUCCGUAAUGAAGAUGCCGGAGGACGAGUCGACCCCAGAAAAGAGGACCGAGAAGAUCUUCCGCCAAAUGGACACGAACAACGACGGCAAGCUGUCCCUGGAGGAGUUCAUCCGCGGAGCCAAAAGCGACCCGUCCAUCGUGCGUCUGCUGCAGUGCGACCCGAGCAGCGCCUCCCAGUUCUGAGCGAGAGGACCCAGGUUCCCCCUCCUCCCUGCCUUCACUGGCCCUCUCCCGGCUCUCAGCUUCCUCUCCCUUGUGUCUGUCCAGCCUGGGGGUCAGACUGGGCUCCCCCAGGGCCUGCAUUCCGGGGUCUAUGGAGAAGGGAACCCCGCGGUAGCCCCAAUGCCCAAGCAAGCAAGCGGUCAGCACCUCCCGUCGAGGCA